CACUGUCCAAGUGGGGAACAGGAAGUUCCGGGUCGAAACGACAGAACUGUGCUGUUGUGUGGAUAGUGGUUGUGUCUGUUUCAAAUGUGUCAUUGUAGACCGACUCAGAUUAAGUCUGAGGCCGGUAACAUCAACAGUGAGGACAAACACUGCCUGCCUCUCUCCUUCCACACUGAGUAGAAACCUACAGUCACUGGGUCCUGAUUGUGACAGUGGAGCCCAGUUUGCACUGCAGGAUCCAGAGAUGGCAUCAGUGAAGCUGGAAGACUGCAGUCAAACACUGGAGCUGAAUGUCAACAUUAAAGAUGAAGAAGAAGAGGAGGAGAAGAUUAGGACAACUGUUAGUCAUGGAGACCAUGUUGAGACAUUCUCUACAUCCAGAGAGCAACAGCAGGAAGAUCAGAGAGCUAAGAGGUCUCAUCACUGCCCACAUUGUGAAGAGAUUUUCCCAUUUCUAUCAAAGCUAAAAAUACACCUAAAAAUACACACAGGAGAGAAGCCUUACUCCUGCUCUGGCUGUGGAAAACGUUUUAAAACAUCAACCCAGCUAAAAGUUCAUCAAAGAACACACACAUGUGAGAAGCCAUACUCCUGCUCUGACUGUGGAACUAGUUUCUCUCAACUUUCCCACUUAAAAUCACAUGAACGUAUACAUACAGGGGAGAAGCCUUAUUCCUGCUCUGACUGUGUAAAAUAUUUCAAAACAUCAACUGAGCUAAAAAUUCAUAGGAUAAAUCACACAGGAGAGAAGCCAUACUCCUGCUCUGACUGUGUAAAAUAUUUCAAAACAUCAACUCAGCUAAAGGUUCAUCAAAGAACACACACAGGAGAGAAGCCAUACUCCUGCUCUGGCUGUGGAAAACAUUUUAAAACAUCAACUCAGCUAAAAGUUCAUCAGAAGACUCACAUAGGAGAUAAGCCUUUCUUCUGCCCUGACUGUGGAACUAGUUUCUCUCAACUUUCCCACUUAAAGACACAUGAACGUCUACAUACAGGGGAGAAGCCAUAUUCCUGCUCUGACUGUGGAAAAUGUUUUAAAACAUCAAAUCAGCUAAAGGUUCAUCAAAGAACACACACAGGUGAGAAGCCAUACUCCUGCUCUGACUGUGGAAAAUGCUUCACAACAUCAACUGAUCUAAAAGAUCAUCAAAGAACACACACAGGAGAGAAGCCUUUCUUCUGCCCUGACUGUGGAACUAGUUUCUCUCAACUUUGCCACUUAAAAUCACAUGAACGUAUACAUACAGGGGAGAAGCCAUACUCCUGCUCUGACUGUGGAAAAUGUUUUAAAACAAUAAAUGAGCUAAAAAUUCACCAGAGAACACACACAGGAGAGAAGCCUUACUUCUGCUCUGACUGUGGGACUAGUUUCUCUCAACUUUCCCACUUAAAAUCACAUGAACGUAUACAUACAGGGGAGAAGCCAUACUCCUGCUCUGACUGUGGAAAAUGUUUAAAAACAUCAAACGAGCUAAAAGUUCAUCAGAGAGCACACACAGGAGAAAAGCCUUACUCCUGUUCUGACUGUGGAAAAUGCUUCACAAAAUCAACUCAUCUAAAAGUUCAUCAGAGAACACACACAGGAGAAAAGCCUUACUCCUGUUCUGACUGUGGUUUAAGUUUCUCUCGACUGUAUACCUUAAAAAAACAUGAACAUACACAUGGAGAGAAACCAUACUCCUACUCUGCCUCUGUAAAAUGCUUCAAAACAGUAACUGAGCUAAAAGUUCAUCAGAGAACACACUCAUGAGAGAAGCCUGCUUACGUCUGCUCUGACUUUUGUGUGAUUUUCUGUAAGUCAAACGUCUAGCUAAAGGUAGCUUGUUUGAAUCUCAUUCAGGAGGACUUGAGCAUUUCAGCUAAUUAGCAACUUUGCAACUACUUACUACUUUUUAACUAUGUUAGCAUGUUAGCUUAGCAUGCAACUACUUUGCAUGUUCGCUAACCUUUCCCCUAAACCCAUUUAACUCUACCUUAAACCCCUCACCCCUAACCUAGCUAACGUUAGCUAGGCAGGGGCUCAUGAAUGGGUGGGACUUGGGAGGGCAUAGGCCCACUUGCGAGCCAGGCCCAGCCAGUCAGAAUGAGUUUUUCCACACAAAAGGUUUUUUAUUACAGACAGAAAUACUACUCAGCCCCCCCAGACAAUCCUGCAGGUGAAGAGGUCCUGGGCUGCCAUGGUUACAUGUGAUCUGCAGUUGUGAGGCCGGUUGGAUGUACUGCCAAAUUCUCAAAAAGGACGUUAGAGGUGGCAGCUCUGGUGGACGUUCCUGCAGUCAUCAUGAGAAUUGCACAUUCCCUAAACUUGAGACAUCUGUGAUGUAGUGUGGCCUUUAUUUAGACUUAAAUGCUCACUAACAGGGAUAUUAUAUAUAUAACAUCUGGAACAUCUCUGGAAGUUUUUAUUUCAGCUCAUGAAACCAAUACUUUACAUGUUUUGUUUAUAUUUUAGUUCAGUUUAUAUUGGUAGGCCAAUGUCAUGUAACCUAACAUACUAAAUGGCGUGGAAUGGAUGUUUUUGUAUAAUAGAAUAAGUUUUGCUCUGAGACCAGGUUGUCCCUCUGCAGUAUUCUGUGGGAAGGAGCUAGUAGACACUUCUUAUAUUUUUUAUUGAACCUUUAUUUAAGUAGGCAAGUCAGUUAAGAACAAAUUCUUAUUUACAUUAAUGGCCUAGGAACAGUGGGUUAACUGCCUUGUUCAGAGGCAGAACAAUAGAUUUUUACCUUGUCAGCUCGGGGAUUUGAUCUAGUAACCUUUUGGUUACUGGCCCAACGCUCCAACCACGAGGCUACCUUCCACGCUUAACAUGAAUCAGAUAGAGAUGGUGUGAUUAUCACUUUUCACCAUUAGUUUGGGGGGAUUAUUUUAGAACUUUAUUUAAUGAUACACAGCUUAUGAAAUGAAUACAUGUGUUUAUUAAUAGUCUUUAAAACUAGAUUCGUUAUUUUAGUUACUGAUCAUGAAUGUGUUUGGGUAACUGCAUUGAAGCAAACUUUAUUGAUCUGCCAAUGAAAAAUAAAGAUACAUGAAUAUGUA
This is a messenger RNA of Oncorhynchus nerka (sockeye salmon), 3036 nucleotides long. RefSeq names its product zinc finger protein OZF-like. The record is from RefSeq and is a predicted model, not a curated record. The transcript has 3 exons. Bases 245 to 1750 code for a protein of 501 amino acids. NCBI's taxonomy places the organism in Eukaryota, Metazoa, Chordata, Actinopteri, Salmoniformes, Salmonidae.